AUGUUCCCUCUGGCUGCCGCUGCCUACUCGAAUGCCCCAUUUGAAUGCGCAUUGAAUGUCUUCGACGAACGGAUAUCGGACUUUUGGAUGCAUGAUGAAGAAUGCGACAAUCGUGGCAAUCACUGCUUUGUAUUCGCAGGCGUACUGAGGAAAAGCAAGGCGAUAGUUAUUAGUUUCAGGGGCACAGAUAGUUCCAGUCAGCUGUGGCAAGAACUGGUCAACAAGGGAUAUAUGAAUGCGUGGCCUUUCGGAAAAGGAAUAGUGUCUUCAUACUUUUCCUUUGCUUUCAUGAGUCUAUGGAAUGGCCAUUUGGAUCACCACUUCGAGAUCAUGCACGAAAAAUACCCUGACUAUGAAAUAUGGGUAACCGGCCAUUCACUUGGAGGUGCCAUGGCGUCUUUGGCAGCACACUGGAUCAAAAACGCGCACCAAAUCCCAGGAAACAAGAUAAAGUUGGUGACAUUCGGACAGCCUAGAACGGGCGAUGAUGAGUACAGCAAACAGUUUAAUGCAGAUGUAGGUUAUUACAUUAUCUUAUUUACAUCAGUUGCUCUUAACUAA
Cylicocyclus nassatus is the source of this 561-nucleotide messenger RNA. Lineage: Eukaryota; Metazoa; Nematoda; Chromadorea; Rhabditida; Strongylidae. The record is from the annotation of a GenBank genome assembly.